GGAAGGUAACUUUUGAAAAGGUUUUGUUGUUGGUCUUUAGUUAUGAAUUGUUGUUUUCUAUUCAACCCUUUGAAACAAAUGGAAUCUUCCAAAGCGGACUUGACCCCGAGUGUCACUGAAUAUUUGGAAAAGGAGAAGAUAUGCCAGGAAAUCUGCAAGACGAUCACACAAAGUGUCGAAAGCACAAGCAAUGCCAACUUUGCAAUGCAGACUUCAGCACUUUUACCUGAGCUGAAUUCAGAUGAUGACAUCGAAGGGAUACUUCAGCAAAUUUCAGCGAUUUUAGGAUCUCAGUACGGCGAGAAUUCAAAUUGCACUGAGUUUGAUGGUAAUGAUAGUCUCAGUGUAGAAGAGAUCCUUAAGGAGGCAGAAAAUUUAGUUCGCGCAAGCACGCCAUUUUUUGAGAGAAAUGUAAAUCAAGAUAAUUCAAUUUCUCAAAGAAAUGGUUAUCCCAGCAAGCCUCCCAACCUCAGAUUGUGCCAGGACCAAGGGCCGAUAUUUACAAAAGAAGAUAUUCCGGUCAAGCAGGACAAAGAGGUCUCAUCGCCCGAGUCUCAAUUGGAAGAUAACAAAACACUCGAUGGAACUGAAGUGGGAUCCGAGAUUGAAGAUGUCGAAGAAAUUGAUGACAUAGAUGAGGAUAAAACCCCAAUCAAUGAAAAUCAAUUUAAUAUAUCCUUGGAAGAUAACGAACUUGAUGAAAAUAAAGUAAAGAUUAUCACAGAUGAAGAGAUAAGGACAGAAACUUCAAGGAAAAAUUCAGGGGUAGAACUCAAACUAACAGAUCUUCAAGCUCCUCCAGAUUCAACUUUUGUUCUCAAAAUGGAAAGUCAUUCACAAGAGCAUGUCAACGAUGCCAUAGAAGAAAAUCAAGAUAGAGCUCCUCCUCCAAUCGAAGAUAGUGUUUUAGAGUUGAAAAGACACAUUGAAAUGUUAAAUGCAAAAGUAGCAUUAUAUGAAAAGAACGAUAUAAAAACUCAAAAAAUUGAAUCAUUGAGUUCAAUUGAAAGGCAGCGUCUUAAAUUAUUACAAGAUGAAGUCAGAAGCCAAGAGGAACUUAUUGAAGGAUACCAAAGAGAAAAUCAGCGAUUGACCAAUGAUAUCAUCUCUGCAAAGGAUGCUUGGAAGGACACGGAGGAAAAACUGUUGGGAAAAGUAAAAAAGCUCGACCUGCAGUUGCGACACAACGUAAACCAAAGGAAAACUGAGACUGAUGAUCUAAGGCUGAAACUUAAAAACGCCUACGAUUUAAUUAGAAAACUUGAGUGCGAAGUGAAUAAAGCGCAGGAAGAAAAAAGUUCUCUCAAUAACCUCAAUGAGGAACUCACUCUAAACAUCACAAGAUUGAAUAGUGAAAUAGAAGAGUACAAAAAAGAAAUUCAGCUAUGGAACAGAACUGAAAAUGAAAAGUUAGCCGUAAUGGAAAACAACGCACUAAUUCAAUCCAAACUGUCGCAAGCCAAUACUGAAGUUACAAGAAAACAAACAGAAAUAAUUCGCCUUAACGGUGAGAUUGGUAGGCUGAGAGGUGAACUGGAAAAAAUAAGAUUAGGAAGUGUGGUCAAUCAAAAUUCUGAUUCUUCAAAUACGAUAACACAGCUUCAGGCUGCUUUGGCAAUGGAGAGGGAAAAUUGUAGGGACAUUACUCUGGAAAGAGAUAAUCUAAGUAAAGAAAUGCUGGAGAUGCAGAGUCGAAUUAAAGAAAUGGAAUCCUUAAUGAGUAAAAAACCCAAACCUGGAAUCUGUCUUCCUUUAUCUGAAUCAUCCAGUAAUUCUGCAUUCAUUUCAUUACACAGAAAGAAUAAGGCAGAACAAGAGAUUUCUGAUUUCAGAGAACAACUUUCUAUCAGUAAAAAAAAUCUGAAAGAUCUACAAGUUAAGUAUGACCGUGAUGUAUACGAAUUAGAACAACAGUUGAAGCGGACACAAAGAGAAAACACAUCUCUUAAGCAUCUAGUAGAAGAUCAAAAUACGAAACCUGAUAGGAAACGGCUAGCAUCAAUCAACAGUGCCAAGGAAGACGCCCACCUUUUAGCCACUAUAAGAGGACUCAAAUUAGAAUUAAACGGAAGGGAAAAAGAUAUUAUGAGAUUAAAUAAAGAGUUGGACGAUGCCAAAAAAACCAAUAAAAGACUUCAAAAGGAAAGGGAAAAAGCUCUAAAUCCGCUGACAAAAUUAAGAAGCGCGCCAUAUCUUAAAGACAUAGAAAAACCUAGUUCUCGAGCAAGUUCUGAUGUUUCUACCACAAAAGAAUACAAUCCUGUUUUAUUUGAAGAAAACCAAGAAACUCUAGCGUUUUUGAGAAAUGAGAAUAGAAGUCUUAAGGAAGAAAUUAAAAGGUUGGAACAGGAUCUGAUUAGCCUUCAUAACAAACGAAUUCAAGACCUGAGUGACCUUCAGGAACAGCAUGAAGUGGAAAUAGCUCGAUUGGUACGAGAACAUGCUACAAAACAUUCAGCGUCAACAGUUGCUCAUUUACAAAGUCAAUUAUAUACACAACAAAUGGUUAUCCACCACUUAAAAGAUCAAGUUAAACAAAUGGAAGAUCAGAGGAAUGAAGUUGCAAUGCUAAAAUCAGAAAGAGACCAUUUGGAGACCACUCUUUUGGAAGCGAAUAAAAAAAUAGCUAGACUCCAUGAUUUAGCCUCACCAGAAAACGUCCAGUAUUCGGGUUUAUUGGAAAAACUCGAGUUUUUGGAGAGGAGGCAUGAAGUGAGGGAGCAAAAGUUACAAGCGAUCGUCCGCGAUCUCGUCGCAAAGCAAGGCCAGGCAAUUACCUGUGGAGCAAACUGUCGUGACAAGUUGCACAAUAAAAAUAGAGAAAUCUGUUAUUACCGAGCAGAAAUGGAUAAAAUUCUUGCUACCCUUGCAGAAUUCAGGUGGACUCAAUAACUGUCAAAAAUGACGUAUUAACCAAUUAUGACUGUUUCUUCCUAGCACAAAAAGAUAGCACUGGCAUAUUUUACGUUUAUCAUAGAGAAUAACGACCAUAGAAGUUUUAUUCAAGUGUCAAACUCAUGCCUAGUUUAGUGCUAGAUCAUAAUUUAGUUUGUUAGAUAUUUUAAUGUAGUGCUAUACUAGCGCUGCAGUGGCAACAUUACUUGCAGCUUAUUUUACCAAUAAAAGUUAUGAAUAAUGUGACAGUUAUUAAUUUACAUUUGGCUAGUCAAUUAGCAUAAGUUGUAAUUAAAUGAAUCUCUAUAAUUUGUUUGUUAUUAUACAUUAUUAAUUUAUUAAUGGUCAAAUUUUCAAUGCCAAAAAAUAAUUGAUAAGAUCUGUUUGUUUAAGAAUAGAUUACCUUUUAAAGUGAAUCUCAAAUGUUAUUUUCAUACAGUGUAUUUUAUAAUACAAUUAUGCAUUUAAUACUAAUAAAAUUUAUCUCAAGAAGCA
This is a messenger RNA of Cimex lectularius (bed bug), 3390 nucleotides long. RefSeq names its product centrosomal protein of 162 kDa-like. Gene Ontology annotation, cellular component: centrosome; axonemal microtubule; centriole. NCBI's taxonomy places the organism in Eukaryota, Metazoa, Arthropoda, Insecta, Hemiptera, Cimicidae. The record is from RefSeq and is a predicted model, not a curated record. Gene Ontology annotation, biological process: cilium assembly. The transcript is spliced from 16 exons. Bases 43 to 2892 code for a protein of 949 amino acids.